GCCGACCUGGACGACGAAGUCUGGCCAACCUUCGAGGACUUGACGCCGUUCGAGGUGGAGCACUUCGUGCAAGACUUGCAGGAGUUCAAGCUUGAGAGCGUGGGCGAUCCGCGCUGGCUGACGCAGCACGAGAGGGUGGAGAAGUUGAAUUGGACUGCACACAACCAGGCCAAAGAGGGCUUGGAUGAGUUUGUGGUCGACCAGUUCAACACGCAGGAGAAGGUGCCUGCCCUGAUCUACGACCUCAUGCUCAUCGAGGUAUGGAAAGAGCGCAUCUGGCCGCUGAUCAAGGCCAAGAUUGCGAAGUUCAGCUCACUCCGAACGUACAUUCCAGUGUACCACGAGGCGUCGGUCGCCAACCUGCUAGAGGUCUGCCUCUACCACCGCACCAGCUGUGAGGAGGCCGGGGAUGCUCUCGUCGACUUGGUUGACUACUGUGUCCGAAAGCUGAGGUACCUAGUCUGCACACCCAACGAUGAGCUCGUUCGGCAAGUCGCCUCUGCCAAGGAGUGCACGGAAUGGGACAACGUGCGGAUGUUGGAUGAGCAGUUCGUGGAAUGCGAGUUUCAGAUUUGCAUGUGCGUGAUCUCCAUCAUCCGCUUCCUCACCGACCAUCGUGUGGCAGUGCCCCUGGCGGUGACGACACGCCUGCUGGAAACCCACGACAUUCUUCUGCUUCUGGUCCCUCUCAUGGAGAAGGCUCCUUGGGUCCGGCGAAAUCGCAUCAACGGAAGGAUUGAGAAGUUCGAAGAGCACAAGUGGCAAGUCGUGGAGGCAGAUGACGAGGGUCGCCUGCCGAAGCUGCAGUCGCAGGUUUGGCUCUCCAUCUACAACUUAGUGAUGGACGCUGAGUGCCGUGCCCGCUAUGAGUUGACCUCCUUCCGGAGAGAAAACCUCCUGCGGUUGAGGAGAUAUAUCAACGAGGUGGUGGUCGACCAGCUGCCUCCACUGACGAACCUGCACCGGGCAUUGGAGGAGCUCUCCAUUUCCGGUCAGUUCACCGGCGCCGGGGAUGUGGCUCCCACACCCUUCGUUGUCGAGCUCGUGGCCGAGGCAAGGGAAGCCAUCGUCCGCACCUAUGAGGGUCGAUGGCAGGAGGUGGCCGACCAGCAGCUCCAAACGGUCUUCGUGAAGGAGACUCCUGACGAGCUCAAGAGGUUGACCAACAUGAUCUCCAUCCCAAAGGAGCUCUUCGAUGACGGUCCCGAGCCACCCGAGCUUUCCGGGACCUCAGAUGCAGUCGCCGCGGCUCAGUCAAGCUCCGUGGCGUCAGCGGAAAGUGCAGCCUGGGAGGCCGUCACAAAGCUGGCCCUCGUUCGCUCUACAGCAUCUUUUUUCGCGGCAGCCAAAUCGGAGGAUGCACCACUCGAUGAGGUCCUGGUCCUCUCCGCGCCAGCUCAGCCCACUCCUGGCCCUGGCGGCCGGCUGAAGUUGGAGAUCACGCGCUCGCGAAAGGGGCAGCUUGGCAGAACCGGCGACAAGUCAAGGAGCGGUGCCGCUGCCGAUGCCAACCUCCUUGCAAGGCGGGCAGAGUCCGGCGGCGAGGACUUCCUCUUGGCUGUGGCUGCAGAUGGUGUUCCAGCUGACAAGGUUCAAAGCGUUCCCUUCGUUUCCCAGAAGGGAGCUUCCAGGACCGCCGAGCAGCUGCGGAGCUUGCUGUCCAAGCCAGGGCGAGAAGAUCUCCUGGAGAUGUACUCCGAUGACAUCGCAGAGUUUUCCAUCCCCGUCGGCCUAAGCGCUGGCGAAGAGGAGGCCCUCGAACCUCGCUUCGUGAGCUGGCUGGGCUUGCAUGUGUGA
This is a messenger RNA of Symbiodinium sp. CCMP2456, 1797 nucleotides long. NCBI's taxonomy places the organism in Eukaryota, Dinophyceae, Suessiales, Symbiodiniaceae. The record is from the annotation of a GenBank genome assembly.